CCGCUCACUUGGAUUAUGGGACACUCGUCAGUUCGUAUGCGCAUGCGCACCAAUCCGAAUCACUUCCGGGCGACGAGACUGCUGCUAAGGAUGUUGGGGUAUAUCUGGCAGUGUUUCUAUUCCUCGUGUCUGCGCUUCUGGUUGAAAUGGUUCCUCCGGCUGAUCACAGGAAGAUGCGAGCUGCAGCGUAUCUGUGCCCGAUGCAAAGCUGGAGCACUGAGGACGUCACAGAUAGAGUAUUCUCUGAAGUCCUCCAAAAGCAAGGUGUUGAGAGCAGCUCUGUCUUUGAAGGAGAAAGAUUUGGACGACCACCUGACUCAAAUAAUCCAGGAGAAGAGCAUCAAGGAGCAGAAAGAUCCUGCGUUUAAGGUGAAUCUCCGUCAAUGCUUGGCCCAAAUCAACGGGUAUAACGAGCUGUUUGAGGCGGUCGAGGAACUCAGAAGAGAGGUGUUUGACUCGGAGAAUGAAGAACAUGAGAAGAUGCUUCUGAAGUUGUGGGAUCUGUUAAUGCCGUCGGUGAAGCUGGAAUCGAGGGUCACCAAGCAGUGGGGAAACAUUGGUUUUCAGGGCGACGAUCCGAAGACUGAUUUCAGAGGGAUGGGGAUGCUGGGACUCACAAACCUCCUUUUUUUCAGUGAGAAUUACACAGACGCAGCCCGGCAGGCCUUGUCACACGCAAAUCACCCCGGACUAGGGUACUCGUAUGCCAUAGUGGGCAUCAAUCUGACAGAGAUGGCAUACAGCUUAAUGAAGAAUGACGCUCUGAAGCUUCAUUUCUAUAACACAGUACCUGGAAAACCCCGGAUGCAGCACUUCCACCAGUUCUACUGUUACCUGGCGUAUGAGUUCGAUAAGUUCUGGUUGGAAGAGGAGCCGGAGAGCAUCAUGGAGUUCAAUCGCUACAGGGAGAAGUUUCACGACAAGGUCAAAGGUCAACUUCAGAUGCCCGAGGUCACGCUUGUACUGACCGUGGACCAAGAAAAAUGAUGCCAGCAUCAUUUCACAGACAAAAGGAAACUGCAACAGUUGAUUUUCUUUUCUUUUCCCAUUAACUUUAAGAUAAUUUUUAGUUAGGAAAUGUACAACGUGCAUGAAGCUUUAUUUAAAUAUUAAUAAUUAAACCGCUGCAUAAACUGUACAUCAAGGGUACAUAGCUGCCUGUUUAGCUACAUUGACCUGGUCAGGGAAAGAUUUACACUAAGUAUUAUUAAAAAUACUUUCAAAGUGAUGUUUUAAACCCUCCAAGAAACAGAUUGGAUUCCCUUCACACUUGACGUUUUGGUCGUGGUCACGUGACUCCUGCUUCUUCAUCUUUACCCAUCUCAGGAAGAUGACAUCUAUGUUCUUCUGUAUUCAGAUAAUUCAACCCCUUUGCAUGUUAAAGUGCGUUUAAGUUUUGUAUUAAACCCGUCAUCGUCUGCAAAGUUCUUUGAUGUACCCUGCGACGGGUUUAAUAUCUCAUCUGUUUUGUGAAUAUUGUUAUUCAGACCUCAACUCAAUUCCAAAGGACAUCAUCUGUAUGCACAAACGUUGAUGUGACACUGUGUCGUUGUCUUAUUUAUAAACCGUGUUUGGGUUUGAAGAUGUCACUUUUUAUUCCUGAUGACCCGAUUCCUUUUAUAGUGUGGGAUUCAUACCUAAUGUUGAAGAAUAAAAUAUUGACUGAAUAUUCAA
Molecule: messenger RNA, 1674 nt
Organism: Carassius auratus (goldfish)
Lineage: Eukaryota; Metazoa; Chordata; Actinopteri; Cypriniformes; Cyprinidae
Product: ELMO domain-containing protein 2-like
Exons: 9
Coding region: 16-987 (323 amino acids)
Cellular component (GO): membrane
Molecular function (GO): GTPase activator activity
Source: RefSeq, a predicted model, not a curated record